Messenger RNA from Alosa alosa (allis shad), 3554 nucleotides. It is a transcript of the gene txnrd3, whose product is annotated as thioredoxin reductase 3. Gene Ontology annotation, molecular function: flavin adenine dinucleotide binding; glutathione-disulfide reductase (NADPH) activity; thioredoxin-disulfide reductase (NADPH) activity. The record is from RefSeq and is a predicted model, not a curated record. Gene Ontology annotation, biological process: glutathione metabolic process; cell redox homeostasis; cellular response to oxidative stress. The transcript has 16 exons. The coding region runs from base 244 to 2046 and encodes 600 amino acids. Gene Ontology annotation, cellular component: mitochondrion; cytosol. NCBI's taxonomy places the organism in Eukaryota, Metazoa, Chordata, Actinopteri, Clupeiformes, Clupeidae.
AUUUCGCGGGGCAGGCAGACACCGGCUGGAGUAGAGGCAAGAUGAGGACACUCGGGAUACCGCUGUCAUCUUGUUUACAAUAAUUUGCAUUCUUAAACUUUUUGAGUCCAGUGUUGGCUGUGUGUUGUAUUUAAAGUGUCUUUUUGACCCUUUAUCCAGUAAGAUUGCGAACUAUACGAUUUGCUAGCAAGCUAACAAGAAGAGUUGGAAGGCAACCAAACCAGUUAGCAGCUCUGCUAAAUCAUGCCUCCCAUCGAGAAUGACUCCGGACGGGCAGAACUUAAAUCCCGAAUACAGCAGCUGAUUGAUUCUAACCCGGUGUUGGUUUUCAGCAAAAGUUAUUGCCCUUUUUGUGUCAAGGUGAAGGAUCUCUUUAAGGAGCUAAAUGUGAAAUGCAAUGCCGUAGAGCUGGACUUAAUGGAGGAUGGCUCCAACUACCAGGAUGUGCUGUCGGAGAUGACUGGUCAGAAAACGGUCCCCAAUGUCUUCAUCAACAAGACUCACGUCGGCGGCUGUGACAAAACCUUGCAGGCCCACCGAGACGGCCUUCUGCAGCAGCUGCUGUGUGGCGAGAACGAGACCUACGACUAUGACCUCAUCGUCAUCGGCGGCGGCUCGGGUGGCCUGGCCUGCUCAAAGGAGGCGGCUAUGAUGGGCAAGAAGGUGAUGGUGCUUGACUACGUUGUUCCCACGCCGCUGGGCACCACCUGGGGCUUGGGGGGCACCUGCGUCAACGUGGGCUGCAUCCCCAAAAAGUUGAUGCAUCAGACGGCUCUGCUGGGCACCGCCAUACAGGACGCCCGCAAAUUCGGAUGGGAGAUUGACGAAACGGUGAAGCAUAACUGGGAGACCAUGAAGACAGCGGUGAACAACUACAUCGGCUCGCUGAACUGGGGUUACAGAGUGGCCCUGCGGGAUAAGAACGUCAAUUACGUCAAUUCCUACGCAGAGUUCAUCGAACCCCACAAAAUCAAGGCCACUAACAAGCGGGGCAAAGAGGCGUUCCACACGGCGGCCAAGUUUGUUCUGGCCACAGGGGAGAGGCCUCGUUACCUGGGCAUCCCCGGGGACAAGGAGUACUGCAUCACCAGUGAUGACCUGUUCUCGCUGCCCCACUGUCCUGGGAAGACUCUGGUGAUUGGAGCGUCCUAUGUGGCCCUGGAGUGUGGGGGGUUCCUGGCUGGCCUGGGGUUGGAUGUGACUGUAAUGGUACGGUCCAUCCUGCUCCGCGGGUUCGAUCAGGACAUGGCCAACCGGGCCGGAGAGCACAUGGAGGAACACGGGGUCAAAUUCCUGCGGAAAUUUGUUCCUGUUAAGGUGGAGGAGCUUGAGAAGGGCACCCCUGGCCGUCUGAAAGUCACGGCCAAGUCCACUGAGGGCGAUGACAUGUUUGAGGGAGAGUUCAACACUGUGCUGAUUGCAGUGGGCCGUGACGCCUGCACAGGGAACAUUGGCCUGGACAAGGCUGGCGUCAAAGUAAACCCAAAGAAUGGAAAGGUCCCGGUGAGCGACGAGGAGCAGACCAACGUGCCGCACAUCUACGCCAUCGGCGACAUCCUCGAGGGCAAGUGGGAGCUGACGCCGGUGGCCAUCCAGGCCGGCAAGCUGCUGGCACGCAGGCUGUUUGCCGGUGGCACGCUGAAGUGUGACUACGUGAACGUCCCUACCACGGUGUUCACCCCACUGGAGUACGGCUGCUGUGGCCUGUCCGAGGAGAAAGCCCUGGAGCUGUAUGGGCAGGACAACAUUGAGGUCUACCACAGUUUGUUCUGGCCUCUGGAGUUCACAAUACCCAACAGGGACAAUAACAAGUGCUACUCCAAGAUCAUCUGCAAUAAACUGGACAAUGAACGUGUGGUGGGCUUUCAUUACCUGGGUCCGAACGCCGGUGAGGUGACUCAAGGCUUUGGCGCUGCCAUGAAGUGUGGCAUCACCAAGGACCAGCUGGACAACACGAUCGGCAUCCACCCCACCUGUGCAGAGACCUUCACCACACUGGAUGUGAGUAAGAGCUCAGGUGGAGACAUCACACAAGCCGGCUGCUGAGGUUAAACCCUGCUAGUUUAAUGAGCUGCUCCUUCUGCUCUUAGAUCAGCCUUUGCUCUCACACACACACAUUCUCUCACACAUGCACACCUCUGCUGGGCCCUCCUCACCCAUAACUGCCCCCAGGUCAGUGCAGUCUCAGGUUAUCCAUCCCCGAUCCGACACCCUGACUAUAACCACUCAAAUCAGACCAAGCUAGCAAUUCUAGCAAGACACGGGUGACGUUUAUUAAAAACAAAUGCACUCUGUGGGGGCCAGUGCUUCAGAACUUGAGUCGGAUCAGGUCCACGUGGACGUCUGUGUUUCGGCUCCUCCUGCAAGCCAGACCGUCCAUCCAUCCACCAUUUGGCUGGAGCUGAAUUGGGUGGCUCUGAUUGGUCAGGGCCGCAGGAGUCCGAACAGCGCAGCGGCCCGGCGGCACCUGGUGCGGAGGAGGGCCUGGUGAGGAGGUGUGAGGGGUGAGUUGAAAGUGUGGCGAUGUGUCGAGGGGCAGCUCGUUAAACAGCGGGGUUACUCUGCUGCUGGCCAAAUCCUCGGACUCGUUCUCAGACGCGUGCCGACGCUCAGUGCUCUCUCACUCUGAGACCGGUGCUUUAUGAUGUCUUAGCCCUUAACCCAGCCACUGUGGUGGGCUAGGACUGAUGUUCUUCUGGGACGAGUUUAUAGAGGUCGAAUUACGUCCAAUUCUCAAACACACACACACACGUACGUGCAUACUAAUGUCCUUGUUUGUAGAUCUGGUACACCAGAGUCAAAAUGAUUGGAGGGUCAGGUUCUAUUUGACUUUGACUCCUCCUGUUGUUCUGUGACUGUAGGCCCAACAUUCCAGGUAGUGUUUUAACAUCGGUGUCGAAACACGUUAAAUUAUUCAUGUGUUUUUGUUUUGUUUUGUGGGUCUACAACUACAUGCAUCAGGCAUCAGGUUUAUAUCAGGCAUUUUCUUCUCUUCCCUUCAACCAAACUUUGUGAACCAAAAGGUGCAUGUCAGACUGGAGUAAAAUUCCAGACAAUAUCUCUCUCUCACACACACACACACACACACACACAUCAUGGGCACACUCAGACAUGAACACACUGUUAUUUUAAUAUUUGUCAUUCAAUUCUCCCUGUUCUUGCCGCUUUGCAACGCACUUAGAUAUGUCUAAGAUAUAUUUAUAUAAGUAUAUGGUAUUGAAACAUGGAUUGGACUGAAUGUUAUGUUUGUUUACUUAACCUUACUUAAGUCGACUAAAAGUAAAUUAAAGAACACCUUUCUGAUUGCAUUUUCAUUAAGGAGUCUAGCAUUUAUCUGUUUGUAUCUGUUUAUUUUCCACUGGCAUGUGUGUUUAUAUAAUGUAUCUGAUCUUGUAGCCCUUCUGAUUGUUUAAGGACAGUAUUUAAAAGGUAUAAUUUCUGCUGACGUGCUGUCACUUAGCAACAACGCCAGUCAAAUGUACAAAUGCGCCUUUCCAUAACAUCACUGUUCUGAAUAAUAAAAUAAGUAAUAAAAGUUAUGUAUACAACACUGA